This is a messenger RNA of Salmo salar (Atlantic salmon), 1353 nucleotides long. RefSeq names its product high mobility group protein B1. The record is from RefSeq and is a predicted model, not a curated record. Gene Ontology annotation, biological process: regulation of transcription by RNA polymerase II. NCBI's taxonomy places the organism in Eukaryota, Metazoa, Chordata, Actinopteri, Salmoniformes, Salmonidae.
UUUGAUUUCGUAUACUUCUGAUAAGCAGAAAUAGCUUGUGUUACGUUGUACUCGAGUUGAGAAUGUUGUCAUGUCGUGCGUAGCUCUUCGGAUCAGGGCACCCCUCAAGGGGGUAAUAUCUGGCGUUUCGUGGAAAGUGGAAUUGGAAGAAUUAAAAAAUAUCCCUGGAGUGAUUGAUGCACGUCAGAUGAAUUGAGUAGUUAGUGGAGAGAACGGUGAAGAGUAUCUGUUCUUUUGUUUUUUGAAGUGGAGUCCCUCCAAACCGAGGAGAAGUUGAGACCUAGACAAGUCACCAUGGGGAAAGAUCCUAGGAAGCCGAGAGGCAAGAUGUCCUCAUAUGCGUACUUCGUGCAGACCUGCAGGGCGGAGCACAAGAAGAAACACCCCGAAGCCAGUGUCAACUUCGCCGAGUUCUCCAAGAAAUGCUCAGAGCGAUGGAAGCCCAUGUCUCCUAAAGAAAAAGGAAAGUUUGAAGACAUGGCAAAGCAAGACAAGGUCCGCUACGAGAGAGAAAUGAAGAACUACAUCCCACCCAAUGGCCAGAAAAAGAAGAGGUUUAAGGAUCCCAAUGCCCCCAAGAGACCACCGUCUGCGUUCUUCAUCUUCUGUGCUGACUUCCGGGCCAAGAUAAAGAGUGAGCACCCAGGCCUGUCCAUCGGUGACACUGCUAAGAAGCUGGGAGUGAUGUGGAACAGCUCUGCAGCUGAGGAGAAGAAGCCAUACGAGAAGAAGGCAGCCACGCUGAAGGAGAAAUACGACAAGGAUAUUGCAUCAUACCGCACCAAUGGUAGAGUGGAUACUGCCUCCUCUGCAGCUGCUGAUGAUGAUGACGACGAAGAGGAUGAGGAGGAUGAUGACGACGACGAUGAGGAUGAUGACGAGUAGCCUCCCUGCUGUUGGAGGCUACAUUCUUGUUUAAUGCUAUGUAACCCUAUUGUACACACUUUACAUCUCCGAACAGACCCAGACGCAACGAGAACACAUUAAGCUGUGUGUAUAUUUAAUGUUUUAAUGAUGGAUGGUGUUAUGCUCCCUAACUGGUUAAAGUUUAGGGAGCAUAAAGUUUUUAUGUUAUUUUUUGGUUCUUGUAGUAGCCCUUUUUUCCUGCCCAUGCCUGUAACUGCUUUGGAGGAUAAUAAAUCAGUAUGGAAGUAAUAAGUUCUCUUUAGGUGUGCAACUCUCAAAUCAGAUUUCUGGGUUGGUAGCUAGUGAAUUAUUUUUUUUCUGUAUUUGUUUUAAAGGAUGUUUUUUCAUGUUUGUCACAAGGUAUUUUUAUUGUUCUUUGAAUACCACUCUGAUAACAAAUGCAGCUGACAUUCAGGAAUGUCUUAAAUAAAGGUCUUUUUUAAUAAA